UCCCAAAAGUCCAGAACUGUGAAAAGCAAAACCAACGGAGUUAAAAUAACAACAAUUUUCUGGCACAUUUAAAUAAUUCUUCAGCUGCUCACGCCACCUGUUGGUCCACACCUUCAUCAAAAAGAGGCGUCGUUGAGGUCGUUGAAUUGCUGAAUUCUGGAAAGUGUGUGUUUUGGUCGGUUUUCAGUGAAAAUGCUGUGGUUUCCCAUCAGCUAUCUCCUUGUGAUCAUCUCCUGGAUCACAUGGAGCGCCUGUGAGCUGAUAGAAGUGGAUCUAAACGGAUACAUAGCGUACUGUCCUUGCAUGGGGCGCUUUGGCAACCAAGCUGAUCACUUCCUGGGCGCUCUGGCGUUUGCCAGACAGUUAAACAGAACCCUGAUACUGCCUCCGUGGGUGGAAUACCGGCAGGGACAUUCCAAGUCUAUUCAAGUGCCCUUUGACAAAUACUUCCAAGUGGAGCCUCUCCGGAAAUACCAUCGAGUGAUCCUGAUGAGGAACUUCAUGGACACCAUAGGGAAGGAUGUGUGGCCCGAGGACAAAAGAAUCUCCUUUUGCUACAUGGCGAGAAAGUCUCUGGAUGGGAAGGAGACAAACAGCUGCAAUGCCAAAGAUGGAAAUCCCUUUGGGGCAUUCUGGGAUGAAUUCCAAGUAGACUUUGUCGACUCAGAAUUCUACGGGCCACUGAAUUACGAUGUACACCACGGCAGUGUAGCUGAGAAGUGGAUUGAGGGAUAUCCAGCCAAGAAAUUCCCGGUUCUGGCCUUUAGCGGUGCUCCGGCGUCAUUUCCUGUCCAGCGGGAGAACAUUGAGCUGCAGCAAUAUCUCAAGUUCAGCGAGAAUCUCUUGACGAGGGCGCAAGAGUUCAGGCGAGAGACUCUGCCGCGUGGCGCCUUCAUGGGAAUCCAUCUGAGGAACGGAAUUGACUGGGUGCGGACGUGUGAGCACACUAAAGACAGCCCAACACUCUUCGCUGUCGCCCAGUGCAUUGGCUACCGCGGCGAGAAGGGCGCCCUGACGCACGACAUGUGCUUCCCAUCGCGCGACGCCAUCGUGCGACAGCUGAAGCGAGAGAUGAAGAAAUACAAGGAGUAUCAUCAUGGAGAUGAGAUCCGAAGUGUCUUCGUGGCAUCGGACAGCAAUCAUAUGAUCGGUGACUUGACGGAGGCGUUCAAGAGAACAGGUGUGACAGUCUACAAGCUGCCUGAAGAUGAUCCCCACCUCGAUCUGGCCAUUCUGGAGAUAUCUAAUCACUUCAUCGGCAACUGCGUGUCCUCCUACACGGCCUUCGUGAAGCGCGCGCGCGAUGUUCGCGGUCUGCCAUCCUCUUUCUGGGCUUUCCCGCCACGAGCGAAAGGCAGCGGCGCGACCAAGAGGAAUCCCACUCACGAGGAACUGUGAAACGCGUGGCAUUGAGCAGAGAAACACCUAUGAAUCAUCGGAAUGUCGGGUGAGAUCAUUUUGAGCGAGCGACAAGACAAAGGAGAGCAGCGAUCGGAGAAAUUCUGCGACUAUGACCCGCCGAUGACCCCGCGACGUGUCCACCUGGCACACAGGUAAGCGCCUCUCUUCGCUCUCUCUCUCACUCUCUCACUAACUCAGCCUCAAAUAGCAGGCAACGGUGAGCUUUUUCCUACCAUUUACUGUCUUUUGCAUUCACCGUGUGAGAUCACUAAAGUUGCCCAACUCACACAUCAAUAUAAGCGAUCACUUAAGCCACUCUUCGCACAUUCCAUCCGUGUGCAGUGCAAUUGCAAUUCUCACUGGAUUUAUCAUGAGUCUAUUUCGGAUUUUAUUGUUCUUGGAAGUGAUUUGUGACGCUCUUUAGCAUGAUUCGCCUGAAUGAGAAUGUAUUUCUUCAAUUCUGUGACGGUUUAGUCAAAUUUAGAAAAUCGCUUGGAUGGCAGAAAUCUCUGUUUUUAGGCAUUUUCGCAAGUCUCUUGAAGAUCUUCUUGAUUGCAAUUAUUUCAAUUGAGAUGUAGACAAAAUUCAGUUGUAACUUAUUACUCUUCAAAUCCUGUUCGUUGGGUUUUUUCUAAAAGCGGAUUUGAAUUUGAUCAAUUUGAUAUAGUGAUGCAUUCAUUUUAUCAGCUUACUAAUAUCUUAUUAGAAUAAUAACUCUUCAUAACGUCAGUGUUGAAUUUUAUCUGCAUCUUCAGCGAAAUAUUUGCUUUGCUUGUCUAUUUAAUUUCUUAAUUUCAACUUCUAUGGAUAAAUUUUGGGUGAAUCCAUUUCAUCAUCUUUCCCUAUAACCAUAUCAACCAUAUCAUUUUUUUUUAAUCUGAAAAUCAAUGCUCAUUUUACUUCUGAUGGCUAUCGGGAAUAACAGCUGUAAUUAGUUUUAAUACAUUUCUCAUAAGUCCAGAAGAAACGUUCGGCUGUACAAUUUUUUGUAAGUAUUGAUUGCCAAGGAGUUGGAAACUCCCCAAAAUCAAUGGUGUCACAGCUAUUGAGGCCAUUCUAUCAAUCUAUAAUGAGAUAAAGCAUAGUGAGAAAAGGCUGAUAAGCGAAGUUUUUGUAUCUUGUUAGACAAUGUGGCAAAUUGUCACACAGUUGCAAGAGUUAAUACAACUACAAUAAGAUAUGUUUUUAAGAGAAUUAUUGUAUUAAUGAAAUGCAAUGGAAUUAGCAUUAAUUUGCAAAUGAAGCGCACAUACCUAAAUGUGUGACGCUGUUUGUGGCAUACAGAAAAGAACAUAAAGUCAAGAGAGAAAUAUUGUAAACAUUCUGCCAUUUGCAUUUUGUUGCGAGAAGGAAUAAAAAGAAUGAUAAACCCUU
This is a messenger RNA of Phlebotomus argentipes, 2775 nucleotides long. Its product is annotated as GDP-fucose protein O-fucosyltransferase 1. Gene Ontology annotation, molecular function: peptide-O-fucosyltransferase activity. The record is from RefSeq and is a predicted model, not a curated record. NCBI's taxonomy places the organism in Eukaryota, Metazoa, Arthropoda, Insecta, Diptera, Psychodidae. Gene Ontology annotation, biological process: protein O-linked glycosylation via fucose; Notch signaling pathway. The transcript is spliced from 2 exons. Bases 193 to 1398 code for a protein of 401 amino acids.